AUGGACAACGCAGAGCGAAAUUUGCGUGCUUUGGUUGAGGGUGUUCAGUCUCCAAGUGCCGGCCUGCUGGAUUUCCCCUCACCUGCAAGCGACUUUGAAAUCUUCACGCCGGGAGCUGGCUCAUUGUCUUUGGCAGCGAACGUGACUUCUGCUCCAUGGCCGGGUUCUGAUGCGUGCCUGCCUUCGACAACAGCUCCAAACCCUGACACAGUAGAGCUGCAGCCAUCUAUUGUCUCACCAGCUCACGAAUUUGAACAGCCUGGUCUUGAUUUCGACACUGUUGUUGGAGCUCGUGUAGCCCCUGUCCCGACCAGUCCUCCACUUCCAUCGUCGAGGGACCCAGCAGACCUUCGUCUACCAUCUUUCGCGCGACUAGGAAUAGCUGCCCCGCACUCCGAGGCAAUUCGUCCAUCACUUGUACGCAACCCACAUGGUUGUCUUGGCGGCGACUCACCAUCUCUACCCGAAGUCGGCACAGUCGACCUUGGAGCAAACACGAAUCUACUCACUGAUCAUCACGUCGACGAUGCUGUGUACGAACACGUAGACUCAUUCCAGCCCGACUUUUCGCAUACAGUGCAACCCAGGAUACCUCUUCAUAGCCCGGUGCACCACUAUGUGACAACGCUUACACCUCCUGACGACACUGGCAGAAUAACGUGGGAACCAAUCACGAGUUUCGCGACAGGACCCACAACUUCUCCAAUGACUGAGGGUAGAGGUUUGGCUGCUGGCGGCGAUGCUUCAACAGCUUCAGAAGCGGACGGUUCAGGCAUCCCGUCAAUUAAAGUAGAGGCUUCCACUCCAAUGGAAGAUUCGCCGCGUCCCUGGCUGAACGACGCGAUACAAAUCAUGCUCAAAAACAUACGCUCUGCGUCCAACGCUUAUCAAGAUCCAAUCAAGGUUCUUUCACAUGCACUGCCAUGUCCAUCGACAGAAGGACACGCCUUCCCUACAGUCAUUAGCUCGCUUCACGACGAGACUCCCACAUCCCCAACAUGCUGGAUCAAUGUCUUCCACGCACUACCUGGCAGAUUCAACCUGGCAGAUCUUCCCACAUCACCUCCUAGUACCCCUGGACCUCCAAUUGGAGGAGACGAUUACUUUACCAGCAAAGUGUUCGACUCGGCCGUCCACAUUCUUGACUACGCCGACAACCUUAAAUCUCUUCCGCAAUCACCUCGUCCUGUGGUACCCCCGUCAUCGGUCGACGUGUCCAUUGUCGAACGUUACAUUCCGCCAACUAGCAAGAACGAAUUUGUUGACAUGUUCACCACAAAAGGCCCCUCGUUGCUCGUUGACAGACUGGUCGAGCUAUCACCAGACAACGGUACCCUCAUCUUCGUGUACCCUACCAAGCGUGGAGCUCAGACCUUCGUGACGGACUAUCUCGCACCUAUCCUCGAUCCAAUCCUUAGAUCAAUGGUUGUUGUAAAUGGUUUCUCCUCAGACAUGGGCCAGGAGCUAGGAAGGAUGGUCGCUGUCGACGAACUGCCUGAUAAUGACACGAUGAAGAGGAAGAUCCUCCAACUCUGCACCACGUUGAGCCAGUCAAGCCCCGGCAUGGAGCGCUUCCACAAGAUACCCACAAAGUUCGAACUCUUAUUGUCCUCGACACAAGAGGUCACGCUGAGCCGCAAAAUCUGGUCCGAGGACUGGUGGGCCAAACAAGAAAAGCCACGCAUUAGAGAAGUCAUCUCCCGAUACUUCCGCAAAGCCAACAGAGCACAGGAGGACCAGACUCCCGUCAGUCUGGUGCACGAAGUGUUAGAUGGCGUCGCUCAGAAGGCGUACCCAGAAGGAAGAGCAGAGCCAGCCGGAAUUGAGAUCAACGUGUUUGUCAUCUCAAGAUCGAGGUGUACAAACUGA
Aureobasidium pullulans EXF-150 is the source of this 1869-nucleotide messenger RNA. RefSeq lists its product as uncharacterized. Bases 1 to 1869 code for a protein of 622 amino acids. The record is from RefSeq and is a predicted model, not a curated record. The transcript has 3 exons. Lineage: Eukaryota; Fungi; Ascomycota; Dothideomycetes; Dothideales; Saccotheciaceae.